GUGAACCAGCGCAAUGUCCCGGGCAUCGACAGCGCCUACCUGGCCAUGGACACCGAGGAGGGCGUGGAGGUUGUGUGGAAUGAAGUGCAGUUCUCUGAGAGGAAGAACUUCAAGCUUCAGGAAGAAAAAGUUAAAGCAGUGUUUGACAACUUGAUUCAGCUGGAUCAUCUCAACAUUGUGAAGUUCCACAAAUACUGGGCUGAUGUCAAAGAGAACAAGGCCAGGGUGAUCUUCAUCACUGAGUACAUGUCUUCAGGGAGCUUGAAACAGUUCCUGAAGAAGACAAAGAAAAACCACAAAACCAUGAAUGAAAAGGCAUGGAAGCGGUGGUGUACCCAGAUCCUCUCUGCUCUCAGCUACCUCCACUCCUGUGAUCCUCCCAUCAUCCAUGGCAACCUGACCUGUGACACCAUCUUCAUCCAGCACAACGGGCUGAUCAAAAUCGGGUCAGUCUUUCAUAGGAUAUUUGCUAAUGUGGCGCCAGACACCAUUAACAACCACGUGAAGACCUGUCGUGAGGAGCAGAAGAACCUGCACUUCUUUGCCCCAGAGUAUGGAGAAGUUGCCAAUGUCACCACUGCUGUGGACAUCUACUCCUUUGGGAUGUGUGCACUGGAGAUGGCAGUGCUGGAGAUCCAGGGGAACGGGGAGUCCUCCUACGUGCCGCAGGAAGCCAUCAACAGUGCCAUCCAGCUGCUGGAGGAUCCCCUGCAGCGGGAGUUCAUCCAGAAGUGUUUGGAGCAGGACCCGGGCCGGCGCCCCACGGCGCGGGAGCUGCUCUUCCACCCGGCGCUGUUCGAGGUGCCCUCGCUGAAGCUGCUGGCUGCUCACUGCAUCGUCGGGCACCAGCAUAUGAUUCCUGAAAAUGCUUUAGAAGAAAUGACCAAAAACCUUGACAUGAACGCAGUGUUGGCAGAGAUCAACCACGAGGACAGGGAAGGAGUCAAGAUGAUCUUCUCACAAUCUCCAGCGCUGGAGCUGGACAAGUUCCUGGAGGAUGUGAGGAAUGGCAUCUAUCCCCUCACGGCCUUUGGGAUGCCCCGGCCCCAGCAGCCCCAGCAGGUGGUGGUGAAAUCUCCCAUUGCUCCCCCGUCGGUGAAAACCCCAACUCCAGAGCCCGCCGAGGUGGAGACCCGCAAGGUGGUGCUGAUGCAGUGCAACAUCGAGUCCGUGGAGGAGGGCGUGAAGCACCACCUGACACUGCUGCUGAAACUGGAAGACAAGUUGAAUCGACACUUGAGCUGUGACCUUCAGCCCAAUGACAACAUCCAGGAGCUGGCAGCUGAACUGGUCCAGCUUGGGUUCAUCAGCGAGGCUGACCAGAGCAGACUCACCUGUUUACUUGAAGAGGCGUUUAGCAAGUUCUACUACACUCGGAACGGAGCCCUGACGGCCGUGACUGUGUCAUCUUAGCCCCGAGGCUCCGGGCAGCCAGCGUGGCCUCGCUGCCUGCGACCGUGCGUGUCUGCCCUCGCUGUCGGCGCCGCAAGGCCCCAGCUGCAGUGCUUGGAAGCUCAUCCUGCAUGUGCCGUGGCUGGGCUCAUGACAGUCCUCCCUGCCCGCCUCCUCAAGGGGACUUUGCGCAUCAGUAUUAUUUCCAGCCCUGUUUUUGUUGGGAUUUGCCAGGUUGUGCUGCGGAGCUGAGGCCUGGCUUGGGGCAUUCUGCAGCCCCACUCAUGUGCAUGGAGUUUGUUCUGUUUGAAUUGUACAAAGUGUCUUUUGCACAGCACAGAAAUGGGUUUUUUCUUUC
Molecule: messenger RNA, 1750 nt
Organism: Zonotrichia albicollis (white-throated sparrow)
Lineage: Eukaryota; Metazoa; Chordata; Aves; Passeriformes; Passerellidae
Source: RefSeq, a predicted model, not a curated record